This is a messenger RNA of Loxodonta africana (African savanna elephant), 4527 nucleotides long. It is a transcript of the gene C15H13orf46, whose product is annotated as chromosome 15 C13orf46 homolog. The transcript is spliced from 8 exons. The record is from RefSeq and is a predicted model, not a curated record. Lineage: Eukaryota; Metazoa; Chordata; Mammalia; Proboscidea; Elephantidae. Bases 3237 to 3881 code for a protein of 214 amino acids.
ACACUUGGGGGUCAGGUGGGGGUGCAUGUGCGAGGGUGGGGGGAGUAGAUUCCUGCGUGGUAGGAGAAGGGGGAGACGGUAUAACUAGAAAAAGUGGCUCUGACAGGUGACAUCUGGCUGUGGGAGAUUGGGUCAGAGCUGGAAGUGGCCAUGGUGCUCUCCAGGAUGAACGGGUAUAGGGUCAGCUGCUACGGAGGGACCCGGAGAGUGUGUCCUGAGGUGAGUCUCUCGUGGGGUCCCUGAACAGGAGGUAGCCAGCUUAGAGAAGACUGGAAAGACAGACUCCGUUAAAUGCUACAGCCUCUAAAAUGCAGGCAGUCGAUGGCUCCACAGGACCGGGAGGAGCCAAAAGCAAGUCUUCUAGACAAGAGGAAGAACUGAGGUCAUAAAAAUAGCGAGGCAAACUCUUCCCAUGAGGAGACAAACUGGAAGGUAACUGUCUCCCUGUCUGGCAGGCAGAGGGGCAUUUCAGCAUUGCUUUCAAGGCAGAUGGUGGUUCUCCCUUCUAGAGAGAGAUGAUGAGGAGUUAGGGAAGGAGCAGAAGGGAGGAGCCGAAAAUGAAAAGAAGGGCUAUUCUGGGCAGAGACCCCCCCCACACACACACGUCUUUAGGAAGUAAGGACUUAUAAGUGCAUCUUCUCAUUUCUUUUUUCCUUCCCCAACCCCCCACCCCCUGCAUUUUGGUUUUCACUUAAAGUUGUUGUUGUUUUAAUUUCAGCCUGAGUCAGCUCUGUUAAGAGAAAAAAAGGAGGGAACAUGACUUGUUAAACACCAGAAUCAGACAUUUCUGGGGGAGCAGCAGACACCCAGGUUUGAUGGAGCUACUGGUGGCAGCAUGGCUUAAACUCACAGUCUCCCAGGAGACAGUGAGCUGGGGAGACUGAAGUCAGGUGUACUGAUCAGUCACCCUUCUGCACCUGACCUCCUCAUUCCAUAGGACAACCAACCAACCCAUUGCCAUCGAGUCGAUUCCAGCUCAUAGUGACCCUAUAGGACAGAGUAGAACUGCCCCACAGAGCUUCCAAGGCUGUAAAUCUUUAUGAAAGCCAACUGCCACAUCUUUCUGCUGAGGAGCGGCUGGUAGGUUCCAACCACCGACCUUCCAGUUUGCAGCUGAGCACUUUAACCACUGUGCCACCAGGGACCCUUAUUCCACAGUAGGUGCUGGGUAAUUAGCAAAAGAGAAGAAGGUCCUUUCAUUCAGCGUUGCUUUCAUGCUGACCAAAAACCAAAGUGCUUCUUUCCUGCCCUCCACUCCCACUUUCUGUCCAGGCUGGGGGUGCAGUUGAAAGAUGACAUCCAGGUUUGCCAGAGCCAGGAUUGGGCACAAAGUGGUACUGAGGAUGGAACCAGCCGGUCAGGCUGAGCCCAGGAGCAGAGGCCAGGGUAUGAAAGUUAGCCCAGGAAGUUGGCAUUCAAGGCGAGGCUGGAGGGCAAGCAUGUAGGAACCCGGAGGAUCAGGGUUAAGAUUAAAAGGAACAUUGCCAAGUUGGAGUUAGUCCAGAGAAGGGAAAAAGGAGGGUCAAGAAGUGUUAUUCCAUGUGAGAAGAAGGAGUGGGAGGAGUGGAAGAGAGAAGACGGUGGGAAGGGAAGGGAAAAAGGAGGGUCAAGUAGUGUUAUUCCAUAUGAGAAGAAGGAGUGGGAGGAGUGGAAGAGAGGACGGUGGGAAGGUGAAGGCAGACUCUCUCCUAGCAGCUCCCAAUGAGAGGUCCUAGUUGUCUGUAGACACCAAUAUGUGUCCAUUUUGCUCUUUCACGAGACAGCCUAACAAUUAGCGGAAGCCUUCCAGGUUUUAGGUUCUAGGUGGAAGCCUUCUAAUAGAACCAGAACCACCUACUAUCAGGUCGACUCCAACUCGCGGUAGCUCCAUGUGUGCCAGAGUAGAGCUGCACUCCACAGGGUUUUCGGUAGCUGACUUUUUAGAAGUAGAUCUCCAGGCCUUUCUUCUGCAGUACCUCUGGGUGGACUCAAACGGCCAACCUUUCAGUUAGCAGCUGAGAGCUCUAACCAUUUCUACCACCCAGGGACUCCCUUCCGAUAGUCAGAGACGUUUAAAUUGGAGUAGGCAGUUCCACAGUAACUCUGCCUAGAUUGGCACUGCCCUGCCGGCUGCUCCUUAGCCUGCCUAUCAGGCAGGGACAAUACCACUGCAGGUCAGUGACAUCCCUACUAUAUCGCCAAUAGUUACCGCCUUUUAAAUCUUUCAUUUUCCUGAGUUUGGUCCACACUGAAUUUGUCACUCAGAAGGAAAAGGGGAUUCUCCAAUCUAGGAGAAUAGCUCAAAGGCUUGAAAAAGAUAAAGCAUCAGAUGUGAGACUAGGGUAUUAAUCCCUGCUUGGUCAUCUAGGGCUGCUAUAACAGAAAUACCACAAGUGGAUGGCUUUAACAAACAGAAGUUUAUUCUCUCACAGUCUAGUAGGCUGGAAGUCCAAAUUCAGGGCACCAGCUCCAGGGGAAAGCUUUCUCUCUCUGUCGGCUCUGGAGGAAGGUCCUUGUCAUCAAACUUCCCUAAAUUUAGGAGGUUCUUCUCAAUGGAACCCUCUGUCCAAAGGACGCACUCUGCUCCCAGUGCUGUUUCUUGGUGGUAGGUCCCAAUGUUUCUCUGUUGGCUUCUCUUUUAUAUCUCAAAAGACAUUGGCUUAAGACAUAAUCUAAUCUUGUAGAUUGAGUCCUGCCUCAUUAACAUAACUGCGGAUAAUCUCAUCAACAUCAUAGAGAUAAGGAUUUACAACACAUAGGAAAAUCACAUCAGAUGAUAAAAUGGUGGACAAUCACACAAUACUGGGAAUCAUGGCCCAGCCAAGUUGACAGAUACUUCUGGGGGACACAAUUCAAUCCAUGAUAAUCCCUGAGGACCCUUGGUUGAGUUUUGCCACUCUUUUUUUCCCCUACCUUCUCUGGUGGAGAAAUUAGUGAAGUAUCCAAAAUGGAGAAGGAAGAAGAAGUCCAGGAACUGAGCAAAACCCACAACCCAAAGACUCAUUGCCAAAAUAAAAUGCAUUGACUGUAUUGGGUUUGGGGCUGGGUUGACCUUUGACCUCUGGUUUUGCUUGUGGUGAUGUCAUAGGGGCCACAUAGCAACAGGUGGCCUCUGCUCAACAGUACUCUUGGGCCUACUUCCCUGGAGAAGAGAUCACAAGAGAGGUUUGAAACCAUGCUUUCUGUCUAAGAUUUUAUUUUGAGAGUCAACAUCCCUCUUCUUUCCCAUGAUUUAAAAAAAAAAAAGGGAGCUGAUUAUGGCGAAGGAUACCUCAUCCAUGUACAGGAGGCACCGGCCCAUCCCUGGAGCCACUCCUUUGGGAAUGGCAUCCGGACAUGUCAAAGUGGCCAACGAAGCAGCUGAACUUCAGAGGAGCAGGAGUGUGGGUGGCUUACACCAGAAGGGGGACCCUCCAAGCCGCAUCAAGAAGCUGUGGAAUGAGUUAGAAUCUGAAGAUCAGGGAAAAGACUCAAGAAGUGACGCAGAAGAUAUUAGCUGUCAGACAAACCUAGAAGAAGACAAGAAGGAAAAGAAUCAGGAAGCCCUUGGAAAGUUGGACCAUGACGGUGAAAAAGUGGGACUAGAGGUUGAAAAGAGUGACUCAGAGGCCAGUGCCAAGGAGGAGCAGGAGGAAGAAGAGGAUGCAGACAAAAGCACUAAAGAGACCAAGGAACAGAAGCUGGCAUCCAUAAAGCUAGACGAGCUUCUGGAAACAGAGAAACCAUCUGCAUUUGUGGAGAUUGAUCUGGAAGACCAUGCUGAGGAGGUAGUUGCGUGUGCUGUGAAAGAAGAGAAAAGGUCUCGGAUGGACCCUGGAGAUUUGUCUGAAGAUGAGGCAAGGACCAGCUGGAUAUGCUGCAUUCCAUACUCAACCAAAAAGAAGACUAAGGAAAGUGCAUAGUCACCCUGGGCGAAGAAAGUAACAGCCUUUGGAGAUCUUUAAGAGAAGAAAGAAGGAGGCCGGUAUAAUGGCUCGUCGCUAUUACAGAGUUUUAACUCUUCAUCUGAUAAUUCACUAAAGGACAAGCUAGAAUGUAAAUGCAUUUUUGGAUCGGUUGAUGAAGACAGGACUGCUUACUUGUUAUUAUGUAGCCAGAAAUCCACUCAGCCAGCACUUCAUGGAAACUCUGUUGGGGCCAACCUCUGUGUGCUCUGGGUGCUGGGAUGCAGAGGCCCAUCCCUUGAAGAAUUUAGAUCUUGAGAAAGGAGUUACAUGCACACGGCCUGUAGGUCAAGUUCACCCUGGCCACUGACCCCUACUUGCACCCACUGACCCUGCACACCUUUGAAAGCCACCGUAGAAAUAAGCAGAACAAAACUGAUUAGUGCCUCCAUCUGGAAAAUUCUGAGUUCCUCUGUAGAAAAAGCCACCUGAGCAUAAACUGACCUUGGGCUAGAAAAAUGCCCAUCUUGUGUGGGAAGCCAUUCCCCAAAUACAUCUUUCCUACAGUCAUCUGAAAUACUUCUCCACUUUUGCCACUGCCUGGAAUUCCCUAGAUCACAACACUUUUUGAUUUAAAAACAAAAGCCAAAGCACUCUCAAGAAA